AUACAAAAGGCUAUACCUUCCGUCUCGUAACAUCAAAUAAACAUGUUAUAUAGUUUUGUUAUAACUAAAUCAUAAGUAACUACGUUAUGUAUAUAUCUGUUUGCAAAGUUUCCAAAAAGUUAUAAGACCACAUAAGUUUGUGUGUUUUUUUAAAAAAAACAUGGAGGAAAAUGUGCGGGAUUUUUAUGAACUUUUAAAGACUCAUUCCGAGCAAGUAACUGAAUGGAUGACGUUCUUGAAGGACAUGAAAUCAAACAUUGAUGGCGAAGAUGGAUGUAACUGUACAAGUCGAUCCAUUUCGGAUCGUUUCCAUGGCAUGUUACGUUCAAUAUCAAGACAGAGUGCAUACCAGCCGCAGCCAAAGGCGAUUUCACAAACGAGGAGGUCAUACAUUGUUGACCGAGACGUUAUCGAUAGAGUUGCUUCUAUUAUUGAGGAUACUAAAUCAAAGGUAAAGAUCUUAGAACGUAAUGUCACAGAUGUACUGAAAUCGAUGCAAGAUUACUUCAAAAACAAGUCAGAACCAGAAAGGGAAGUUCCAGACAGGGAAGAAGCACCGCUUCCAGUAGUCCAGGUCUACGACCAUGGAGAUUACGCCGGAGAUAUUGUUUCCUCAUUAACGGAUACACUGCAAGAUCAGUUCGUCUUGGCGAAAAUACAUAGUUUGGCAGAUAUUGACAAAAGCAAACCCCUUUUGAUAUUAUGCCAAUCUACAUCAAGACUACAGCCGGAUUUAAAAUAUGCUUUAGAGGAGUUUGACACGUUAGAUGAUUUACAUGCUUCAAUUGUUGUGGUACAUUCUAAAGAAGAGCAUGCAUUGCCAAAAACGUCGUCCCAGCUGCAAGUUACCGGAGAAGAGAGAUACAAAAGCGUAAGCUUGAUUGACGUAGCUUUCACGAGCGAAUCGAAGUUUUAUCAAUGUAACAUGAAUUCAGAAGCUUUAAAAAGGCUAAAAAAGUUUGUAACAAGCACGGAGGCAACACCGGAUUAAUCAGUGUUUACAUUUGUCAGCUUCAAUGGAAACGUUUAGAAGUAAAUCUAAUUGUUUCAUAUCAAAGUGUAGAAAUAUUUCAUCACCACGAUAUUUGAUAAAUAAAAAAUGUCUUGACAAUAUUUCAUAACAGACAAUUAACAUUUGACAUUGCAUUAAAUGUUAAAAAUAUUCCGUAUCAAACAUUUAUCUCAAAACUGUU
This is a messenger RNA of Mercenaria mercenaria, 1193 nucleotides long. RefSeq lists its product as uncharacterized. Bases 161 to 991 code for a protein of 276 amino acids. The transcript has 5 exons. The record is from RefSeq and is a predicted model, not a curated record. Lineage: Eukaryota; Metazoa; Mollusca; Bivalvia; Venerida; Veneridae.